ACCAGCCUGGACGCCGACUCCCCUUCUCCUCCUUCAGCAACUCGCCCGCCUUAUCAUUAACCGAGGCUGACCUCCGUUCCUGUCAUUCGAUGCGCCUUUUCCUCCUAGCGCGCAUUGGAUAAUCAUAUUAGAAGUCUAAUGUCUUUCAGAUCGCUUGCAUUGCGAGCCGGUUCGGCCGCUACUACAACCACCUCCCGAAGCCUUCGCACUCCUCUCAACAUGCCGCAAAUCACCUACCGUGCCCUCUCUACCGAGGCGACAAAGAUCAAGGAGCUCCCUGGCGAUGAGGCCAACGACGUCUCCUUCGAAAGCCGAUAUGGCCUACGAACAAUUCUUCUCAACAGACCCAAGAAACUCAAUUCUCUCAACGGCUCCAUGAUUCGCAAGAUCGUCCCCCGCAUGGUUGAGUGGGAAAAAUCUGACAUGGCCAACGUCAUUGUCCUCAAGGGCGCUGGCGAAAAGGCUCUCUGCGCUGGUGGUGACGUCGCUGCCCUGGCCAAGGACAACUUAGAGAGCAAGGACGGCUGGAAGAAGUCGGCCGACUACUUUGGCCUUGAAUACAAGCUCGAUCACUACAUUUCAACGUACAAGAAGCCCUACAUUUCCUUCAUGGACGGCAUCACCAUGGGUGGCGGCGUCGGUCUCAGCAUUCACGCACCCUUCCGUAUUGCGACCGAGAAGACCGUCUUCGCCAUGCCCGAAACAACAAUCGGUUUCUUCCCCGAUGUUGGAGCUUCAUUCUUCUUGCCUCGCAUGAAUGGCUCCGUCGGAACAUACCUUGCUCUCACCAGCGACAGACUGACUGGUGCCAACGUCUUCUACUCGGGCAUUGCCACCCACUACCUGCACUCCACUAGCUUGCCUGACCUUGAGGCUCGUCUGGCUGAGCUGCGAUUCCAGGAUAGCGAUAGCCAGGAAAGCCGCCUUUCUAUUAUCAACGACACUCUCGAGGAAUUCUCCACCGGUCUUCCCCACGAGCAGCCGAUGCAGCUCAGCGGCGACGUUCGCAAGGCCAUCGAUCGCUGUUUCAGCAAGAACAGCGUUGCCGACAUUAUCAAGGCUCUCAAGCAAGAAACUGGUGCCACGGAAGAGUGGGCCAAGAAGCAGCUCGACACACUGCAGAAGCGCUCGCCGACGGCCGUCCAUGUGACGCUCCAGCAGAUGCGUGUUGCUGGCAAGUGGACAAUUGCUGAAACAUUCAAGAAGGAGCACCAGAUUGCAUCCAAGUUCAUGCAACACCACGAUUUCAGCGAGGGUGUGACAGCACUGCUCGUCCGCAAGGAGAAGCCCAAGUGGCAGCCUGCCUCGCUCGACGCCAUCUCCGCUACGGAAGAUGUUGCUGCCCCCUUCUUCGAGUUUGACCAGAACCACAAGCUCGACCUUUUCAGCGAGACCGACUACGCCGAAUACCCCUUUGCUCGCUUCGGAGUUCCUUCAGAAAAGGAAAUCCAACAGGUCUUGGCCAAGAACCACUAUACCCCCAAGGAACUGGCCAACACCAUUGUUGCCUCCAGAAACGGCCGCCAGGGUAUCGCCACCAUCGUGCAAGAAAUCCUUGACCGCAAGGUAACAACAGACGCGGCGGGCAAGGCUAAAUGGGUUGAUGAGCAGGCAACAGGAAGUAAGCUGUAAAAUAGAGGCAGAGGCCCGAUGUGCGCACGGAAAGCGUUUGAAGCGACUCCGGUCGCUAGUGUAAAAUAAUAAAAAUAUUACUGCAAUAAAAUAUAAUCCAACGUUUCACUAACAUAAUAGAAACCACAAGUGAUGGAAGUUAAAAAUAAAUAGAUAUGGAUUUACCGUAUGCAGACGAUGUAUGGUGGUCACGCAGUAGUCUGUGAAGCUGCAGGGAGACGAAAAUGUGAGGGGUUCGUUGCAGUGGAAGCAGGGCAGGCGGAUGCAGUGUGUGCGCGGCGGUGAAAACACCAGAGGAUCCAAGGUGGUGAUGCAAAUGCUGCAAAAAAGGCUGCGGUGGAGAACUUCAAUUAUUGUGGUCAAUCACGGGUCGCAUUAUGUGGCGACGGGCGGGAGGAGUAGUGCGAGGUACAAAGGUGUGCCGCAAGGGAGGGUGGGCGGCCAAGUCACGGCCCGGGAGCACUGGAAACGGCGGGUUCACGCAGCGUCACGGGCGUCAGAAGAACGAGGCGAGGCAACCUUGGCCUGAAUGG
[Torrubiella] hemipterigena is the source of this 2165-nucleotide messenger RNA. NCBI's taxonomy places the organism in Eukaryota, Fungi, Ascomycota, Sordariomycetes, Hypocreales, Clavicipitaceae. The record is from the annotation of a GenBank genome assembly.